Molecule: messenger RNA, 1479 nt
Organism: Penicillium soppii
Lineage: Eukaryota; Fungi; Ascomycota; Eurotiomycetes; Eurotiales; Aspergillaceae
Product: FAD-dependent oxidoreductase
Exons: 6
Coding region: 1-1479 (492 amino acids)
Source: RefSeq, a predicted model, not a curated record
AUGGAGAUAAUCAACGUCGAUGUUCUUGUCUGUGGAGGAGGGAUGUCUGGAAUGGCAUGUGCUUCCUUUGCGGCGGAAGCAGGUGCCAGAACUUUGGUCAUUGAGAAACAAGGUGAAAUCGGCGGUUCUUCAAAUUAUUCUGCAGGAAUGUUUUGGGCCCCGCAAACCUAUGAAAAACUGAGAAAUUGGGUUCCACAGGGCGAUCCAAUUCUGCAGAAGGCAUUCCUGGACGAUUAUCUUCCUGUUGUACAAUUCAUGCGUGCCAGUGGGGUCCCAAUAGCAAAGAGAUUUGAUGGUAUCAUGACAAUCGGCAUCGGGUUCCCGAUUGAGAUUUCUUCCCUCCAUAAACUCCACCGAAAACGCAUUGAGUCAAGCCGAACAUCCUCCGAGAUCCUUAUCAAUACAUCCGUAGUGAAGCUCAUUCAGGAAGAGGCAGGUGUAGCGGGAUCACCUAUCACUGGUGCCAUCAUAUGCAAAAAGUCUCCAGGUUUUCCAGCUGUGUAUUGUGAAAUCAAAGCCAAAAUCGUGGUUUUGGCCACCGGUGGGUUUCAAGGCUCUCCAGAUUUGGUAUCAAGAUACCUAGGACAAGGCGGCAACAAAAUUUUUGUCAGGUCUAAUCGUGGGUCUGUUGGCGAUGGACUCAAGCUGGCACUUGAGGUAGGUGGGGGAACUAGCAGGGGAAUGAACAGCUACUAUGGCCAUCUGCUGGCAGCCCCACUUCAAUCUGAAGAUGUCAACCCUCGCGAUUAUCUCCCACUUGCCCAGUACCCUACAGAAAGUAAACAUUGUCUUCUAGUGAAUGAAGCAGGCCGGCGGUUUGCAGACGAGAGUAUGGGCGAUGAAAUCAUCAACCAGUACCUCGCCAGGCAGGAAAAUCGUCGGGGCUUUCUGAUUUUCAGCGAGAAAGUUCGUCUUCAACACUGUGUCACUGCGCUUUUUCCCAAUGCAGGAGAUGUUGAUCGCUUGCAGAAAGCCAAAGAGCACGGUUGUAAUGUCGGUACUGCAUCAACAUUGAAGGGAUUGUUAGAUAUCCUUCAUGAGUGGGGCGUGGAUCGUGUGCAGGCGGGCCGAACUAUCGAGGAGUAUGACCGAGUGGUACGUUUGGGUGACCGUGAUCUUGCCUGUGAUGCUUCUAUCGGUGCUGGUGGCUCCGUCCCAGCGCCUCUGGUAGAGAACGAAGGUCCUUUUCAUGCCAUGGAAGUCCAACCAUCGAUCACCUUCACCUAUGGAGGGAUUUCAAUCGACUCGAAGGGACACGCCUUAACGGCGGAUUGUGCCAGAAUCCCUGGACUUCUUGUUGCAGGUGUUGAUGCUGGAGGUUUCAGUAACGUUGGUUACGCUGGGGGCCUUGCUCUAGCUUUUGUGACAGGUCUUUGGGCCGCCCGAGAAAUCGCACUGCAGUUGGGUUUGCCUCAACCUGUCCUACCCCCUGCCAAUGUUCGAGAUGGGGAGGAUCUACCUAUUGAGGCCCUUUUGUAA